Colletotrichum aenigma is the source of this 1173-nucleotide messenger RNA. RefSeq names its product Serine racemase (gene SR). The transcript is spliced from 2 exons. Gene Ontology annotation, biological process: L-serine metabolic process; pyruvate biosynthetic process; D-serine biosynthetic process. Gene Ontology annotation, molecular function: L-serine ammonia-lyase activity; D-serine ammonia-lyase activity; serine racemase activity. The record is from RefSeq and is a predicted model, not a curated record. The coding region runs from base 1 to 1173 and encodes 390 amino acids. NCBI's taxonomy places the organism in Eukaryota, Fungi, Ascomycota, Sordariomycetes, Glomerellales, Glomerellaceae.
AUGGCAGACCUCACAACAUGUCUGCCCCUGAACCGCGCCUCUGUGGUGGAAGCACACAAGCUCGUCAAGCCACACGUGCACUACACGCCCGUCCUCACAAAUAAGACGCUCACCACCCUCGCCUCGACGCCGCGGUCCCCCGAAGACUUGAAGGGCACGAGAUGGGAGGGCCGCGCGCCCGCGAAGCCGACCCUCAGGCUGUGGUUCAAGUGCGAGAACCUGCAACGCAUCGGCGCGUUCAAGGUCCGCGGGGCGUUCCACGCGGUCGAGAGGUUGAAGCAGGAGCCUGGCUGGGUUGAGAAUGGCGGCAUGGAGAAGGGCGUCGUCACGCACAGUUCUGGAAACCACGCUCAAGCCCUCGCCCUGGCCGCGAAAGAGGCCGGCAUCCCCGCCCACAUCGUCAUGCCGGACAUCUCCCCCGCCAACAAGAUCGCCGGCACCCGCGGCUACGGCGCCAACGUAAUCUUCAGCGGCAGCACCUCCGUCGAGCGCGAGGCCGUCGCCGACCGCGUCAUCGCCGAGACAGGCGCCCGCCUCGUGCCUCCCUACGACCACCCGGACAUCAUGCUCGGCCAGGGCACCCUCGGCCUCGAGCUGCAGGAGCAGGUGCACGACCUCAUCGCCGCGGGCCACUCGGCGCAGAACCCAACCUUCAACUCCACCGGCCAGCCCUCUGCAUCAGAAGGCAAGGGACUCGACGCCAUCAUGACGCCCUGCGGCGGCGGCGGCAUGCUCUCCGGCGUGGCGCUCAGCUGCGAGGGCACGGGGAUCCGCGUGUUCGGCGCGGAGCCCGAGUUCCAAGGCGCCGACGACUGCAAGCGCGGGUUCGAGGCGGGCAAGAGAGUCGAGAGCGUCAAGACGCUGACCAUCGCGGACGGGCUGCGGACGCCGGUGGGCAAGUUCCCCUGGGGCGUGAUCUACGAGAGGAGGCUGGUGGAGAACAUGUUCAGCGUGAGCGAGGAGGAGAUCAAGGCGGCGGUGAAGCUGGUGUUUGAGCGGUUCAAGCUUGUUGUUGAGCCGAGCGGUGCGGUACCGCUUGCGGUUGCGCUGUUUAACGAGGAUUUUAGGAGCAUGGUUGAGAAGGAGGCUGGGGAGAAGGGGUGGGAUUUGGGGUUGGUUUUUAGUGGUGGUAAUAUGGCGAUGGAGGGGCUGAUGAAGAUUUUUGCUUCGUGA